UACGCGGGCGUCAAGCGCUGGACGAAGAAGUUCGACCUCUUCUCGUGCAAGCGCGUCUUCUUCCCCGUCAACAUCGUCGACACGCACUGGACCCUCGUCAUGGCCGACCUCGAGCGCAAAGAGCUCGCCUACUUCGACGGCUACGGCGAUGACGGCGAAUCCUACCUCCGCGGGAUCCGCCAGUACCUCCGCGACGAGCACGAGGCCGAGAAGGGCGUGCCCCUCCCCGACGAGUUCACGUUCGUCGACACGCUGUCGGUGACACCCGUCCAGAGGGACGCCAACAGCUGCGGGGUGUUCGUCGCGUUCUACGCGAACUACUUGUCCCUCGGCCUGCCGCUCAACUUCAGCCAGGCCGACAUCCCCCACUUGCGCCAGCGCAUGAUGAGCGACAUCCUCGACGGUAGUUUAGCUACGCCACGGUAG
Messenger RNA from Aureococcus anophagefferens, 426 nucleotides. RefSeq lists its product as hypothetical. The annotation marks the transcript as partial. Gene Ontology annotation, cellular component: nucleus. Gene Ontology annotation, biological process: protein desumoylation. The record is from RefSeq and is a predicted model, not a curated record. Gene Ontology annotation, molecular function: deSUMOylase activity. The transcript has a single exon. NCBI's taxonomy places the organism in Eukaryota, Pelagophyceae, Pelagomonadales, Pelagomonadaceae.